Messenger RNA from Dictyostelium discoideum AX4, 1692 nucleotides. RefSeq lists its product as hypothetical. The coding region runs from base 1 to 1692 and encodes 563 amino acids. The transcript has 2 exons. The record is from RefSeq and is a predicted model, not a curated record. Gene Ontology annotation, biological process: chromatin remodeling. NCBI's taxonomy places the organism in Eukaryota, Evosea, Eumycetozoa, Dictyosteliales, Dictyosteliaceae.
AUGAUUACAGAUAAAUGUAAAUUAGUAAAUAAUAAUGAUGAAAGAGGAAAUUUUGUUGUAGCUACAAAUGAAAUUAAAGUUGGAGAAUUAUUAUUCCCAGAAGAAUCAUUUGCAUCAAUUCCAUUAGAAUUUCAUAUGAACAAAGAUUACUGUUUCUUAUGUUGUAAACAAUCGGAAGUUGAACAAGUACAACAACCAUCCCAACAACCACAACAAACAAAUAAUAAAUCAAUUCAAUGUAAAUUUGGAUGUAAUAUGUGGUUUUGUUCAGAAAUUUGUUCAAAUGAUAUGACACAUCAAUUGGAAUGUUCAUUCAUUAAUAAAUUGAUUGAAUCAUCAAUAAAGAAUGAAUGUGAUGUAUCAACAUGUUUAUUGGCAUUGAGAAUAAUGAUUAGAAAUAAGAUUGAAAGUGAUAAAUAUCAAGAAACAGUUGGUAAACUUUCAAAUCAAUUAGAGAAAUUCAUUGAAAUUAAUAAAUCAUUCAUUGAAAAGUAUGAUAUUAAUUUCCAACAAUUUAUCAAUCAAUUACAACAAGAGAAUUCUGAUCCAUCAUUAUUAGCAAUCUUUAAUAAAGAUGAGUUUUUACAAAUAAUUUCUUCAAUCUAUAUUAAUUCAUUCUCUGGUCUUUCAAAUGACUUUAAUCGUAAACCAAUUUCAAAUGGUUAUUUCUAUAAACCAGCUUUAUUAAAUCAUUCUUGUGAACCAAAUAUAUUUUUUACAAUUAAAGAUAAAAAUUUAGAAAUGAGAGCAUGUAAAAAAAUUGAAAAAGAUGAAGAAAUUGUUGAUUCAUAUGUUGAUUUAUUAUUACCAACAAUUGAAAGACAAAAAAUAUUAUAUAAUAGUAAAAACUUUUUAUGUAAAUGUUCAAGAUGUAGUGAUUCAACAGAGGAUGAAAGAUAUUUAUCAUCAAUUUAUUGUUUCCAUUGUAAUGAUGGUGUUGAAUUUAUUUCACCAGAAAUUUAUUUUAAUAAAGAUACAAAGAAAUUACAAGAGAAUUGGAAAUGUUCAAAUACAAGUAACACUUGUGAAUUCAAUAAAAAGAAACAAAAUAAGAGAAAUAAGGAUCCAGAAUUGGUAUUGAUUUUAGCAGGAAUCAAUGAAUUUAAAGAGUUUAUCAAUAGUGAGCAAUUGUUAUUCAAUGAUGUUAAUUUGUCAACUGCUGAUCAGGAGAUGCCAAUAAUUGAGAAUAUUUUAAAAAGAUUAUUAAAAUUUGAAAGAGAUGUAUUGUCAAGAUUGAAUUUGAAUCAUCAAUGUUGGUUAAUUUAUCAUAUAAAGUUAUCGAAAACUUUUGAAAAGUUGUCUUUGGUUUACAAUAAUUUCGAUUACUUGGUUCAAUCAAUUCAACAUUAUAAAGAGUUAACCAGACAUGUUGAAUCGAUUUUCAAAUCUUCAACAUCUGGUGAAUUGGUUGAUUGUUAUUACCAUUUAGGUAGAAUUAAUGAGAAAUAUCUAUUAUCAUUAAUUAAACAAAGAAAUCAAUUCAAUCAAUUAAAAUUACAAAAUCAAAAUAAACAAGAUCUUGAUAUUGAUAAAUUAAAUUCUGAUAUUAAAAAUUUAUUAAAAUUUAUUAAUCAAUGUUAUACAAAUUCUUAUAAUCAUUCAGUUUUAGUAUAUGGUAAUAAUCAUUUAAAAUCAAUUCAAUUAAAUGAAAUGAUUUUAAAAUCAAAUUUAAAAUCAACAACAACUAAUUAA